UUCCGUUUCCAGGCUCCGGUGAAGGAGGAUCCCCCCCAUGGCCUUUGCUCCCCCCAAAUUCCCGGCUGGCUCCCAGCUCCGCCUGAGCUCCUGGACCCCCCUCAACCACCGGCUCAUCAACGACAAGGUAUUUGAAGAAAGAAGAGCCCUGCUUGGAAAAUGGUUUGACAAGUGGACAGAUGGCCAGAGGAGGAAGAUCCUGGUGGACCUGCUGGAACGCUGCUCCCUGUCCCAGCAGAAAUUCUGUGCCAAGCAGCUCCAGGCCCGAGUCCCCACCGAGGCCGUCGAUUUUACCACGAGGCUCCCUCGAGUCCUGUCCUUGUACAUCUUUUCUUUCCUGGAUCCGCGGAGCCUCUGUCGAUGUGCACAGGUGAGCUGGCACUGGAAGUACCUGUCGGAGCUGGACCAGCUGUGGAUGCUGAAGUGCCUGCGUUUCGGGUGGCUGCUCAACUUCUGCCCCACGCCCUUGGAGCAGGGCGUCUGGAAGAGACACUACGUCCAGAUGGUGAAGGAGCUGCGCCUCACCAGGCCCCAGACUCCUUCCAAGGACGAGUUCAUCGUUAUCGACGUGCAGCCGGUACAAAGCAACGUCCCAGAGAGGAAACCUUCUGUGGCAGGACUGGGGACAAGCAGGGGGAAAAAGGAGCUCCCUCCCUGGCGCUCCUCCGACAGGAACCCCACGGACACCAUCCGCUACAACUACCUGGACAACUGGGACCCCAUCGAGCAGGCCAGGCAGGCGAGGAGGAAGGGAGGAGGGCACACCCCGGACCUGAGCAGGCAGGCGGCCGAGAGGAAGAAGAGAGGAGGUCGUGGAUCCACUCAGCUGCGGAAGGUGACAUCCCUGUCCUCCCUCCCUGCAGCCCCCGAGCCCGUCCCAAAGCCCCCGCUCCGUCCCGGCUGGGCCCGGCCUGCCGGGAGCGGGGCCCGUCCCGCCGGGGCGCUGGCCCGGAGCUCCCGCUGGAACGGCACCAUCCGCCCGGGACCCGCCCGAGCGCCAGGGCUGCGGCACCGGGGAGCCGGAGACGGCACCGGGGGGGACGCCAGGAGCCCGUCACCUCCUCGGUUUGAGGCUCAGCCCUGGCACAUCCCUUCAUCCAACCAAGGAUCCGACACGGAAUGAGGGAGGAUCCACAGCACAAAAAUUUAUCCCCCUGGCACUGGGGAAAUGAAGGAAAGUUCCUGCUGGUUUGGGAUCUGAACCUGUCUUCCUGCAGCUGGUGCUACAUUCCCUUUUCCUUUUCCUGGAAUUUUGACCUUGGAGAAGCUUCCUUAGAUCCUGGAGCUGCUUGGAUCUCGUGGGAGGUUUCCUGUGGAUCAUUUCCUGGGGCACAUCCCGUGGAAAACUUGGAGGAAGAAUUCCUUUCUCACGUUAAAGCAAUUCCAUCUUUUCCGUUGUGGCAGUGAGAAGGAAAUCGAAUCCAACGCUCUGGAUUUGCACGUGGAUCCACAAGGAGCUGGAAUUUAAGAAACUGGGAAUCCCAUGCUCUCUCUCUCUGUCUCAUUGGUCUUCUCUGAAGUUUGGGAAAUUCCCAGAGAAUGCAACAAAGAGCAGUUUUUGAGGAUAAGGGGGUUGAAAGCACAGUGACUUUAAUUUACCCCAGAGAGCUGGGACAAAACUGAACCUUUCCACACAUCAGGAAAGAUCAUGGCAAGCACACGGAUCCUCAGCAUUUAUGGACAAAAAUCACAUUUGAGAGGAAAUUCCAACCACCACUCACAGAGUCACAGAACUAUUAAGGAUGAAAAAGUCCUUUUAGAUCACCACACCCCUGCCCAUUUCCUCAAACCAUGUCCACAGCUUUUCCAGGCGCUCCCAGGAAUUCUGUGGAAUGAAGAUUCCAUCCUUUCCAUGAAGAAAUUCUCCUAAUACCCAACCUGAUCCUCCCCUGGUGCAGCUCAAGGACGUCUCAGUGUGGACUGAGAGGAAACCUCUGCUCUGUGAGCAGAUUAAUCUGUGUCACCCGAGGGUUUCACGGAUUUUGGGAACACCACGGCGUUCCACGGACUGAGAGCACCCAAAUCAUUGAUUUACAACUCACUGCAGUUCCCUCUCCCACACUUUGGGGUUUUUUCCUGGUUUUCCUGGGUGCUUGGAAGGAUGAGUUCAUCCCAAACCAACACAAAGGCCUAAAACCUGACAAAUCUGAGCUGCCACCUCCCAAAAAACCCAGCCAGGAACUUGAAGAUGGGAAUAAUCUCCUGUAACUUCAGAUCUGUUAAUUAUACAGGAAAACGGACUGGUGGAUUUUGAUGAAGAAAGUGAAAUUUAGAGGAUUUAAAGUGAGGUGGAACAAACCAAAGCAUUCACCAGCAUCGUUCCCUGGAAUUGCCAAUGUCUCUUCACCGGCCUUUUUUAAAAUUUUUUCCUCCCAAAAUUCCCUAAACCAGGAAUUUUGGAAACCAAAUUAAACCAAUCACUCCACAGGUGCUUCCUUGGCUUCCUAAAUCCAGGAUUAUUUUUGUUUCCAUUAGGCAGCAGUUGAGGGUCAGCUCCACGUCCCAAACAUGAUAAUUAUGUCACUCAUUUAUCUUUUCCCAUCAAUAUUCCCUGGAAUUGUACAAUUCCCAGGAUCCGAGUGGUCUUGGACAAGCUCUGUGCCUUUACUGAAUCUUAA
Molecule: messenger RNA, 2618 nt
Organism: Passer montanus (Eurasian tree sparrow)
Lineage: Eukaryota; Metazoa; Chordata; Aves; Passeriformes; Passeridae
Gene: FBXO16
Product: F-box protein 16
Exons: 8
Coding region: 38-1123 (361 amino acids)
Molecular function (GO): protein binding
Source: RefSeq, a predicted model, not a curated record